This is a messenger RNA of Nezara viridula (southern green stink bug), 2136 nucleotides long. NCBI's taxonomy places the organism in Eukaryota, Metazoa, Arthropoda, Insecta, Hemiptera, Pentatomidae. The record is from the annotation of a GenBank genome assembly.
UGAUAAAAUGAACUGCGUUCAAAUAAUCAUAAUAUAUACAAAAAUUAAAAAUUUAACUUUUUCUCAGACAUUACAAUUCAAAAUAUAUGAUAUAUCUUAACUAUAAAUUUAAAAAAUGAAAUUAUAGGCAUUCAAUAUUAUUUAUUAAAUACAACUGGUCAGUUUUUAAUAAUGAUCAAAAUCAUUAUGUUUCCUGAGAGCUUUCUGCUGGAAAAUCAAUAUUUCAAAAUAUAAAAAGAUUUCAUUAUGAAAAUGAGAAAGAAAGUAAUUAAAGUGAAUAAUUGAUCAGAAACAAGUGUGCACAAUGAAAAGAUUUAGACAAAGAGAAAAUAGAAAAGAAAAAAUGUAUAAUAAAUUUGAAAAUAUGCAGGGGAUAAUCAAUGAUCCAGAGCAGGUUAAUGACUUCAUAGAACAUCCGAAAGAACAAUAUUUCAUUGAAAGAAGAAAAACACUAUUUUUUAAUGACUCAGCUAGCCCUAACAUGAAUCAAAUUAAUUACUUUAUGGUAAAUAAUGAAUUGCCAACUGAAGAUAGUUCUUUUCAAUACAGCAAUUCAAUUAAAACAUCAGGUGACUACUUUCAAUCAGACCAAAGAGUCAUCUUCAAUCCGAAACAGGUAAAUAGAUUGGAGGCAAUAGAAAAGCAUGACAUUGCUGAAAGAGGAUACUCUCUUGAAAAUACAAGAAUCAGUACAGUAUAUUUUGACAACCCGGCUGACUCUCAUGAAAAUAAACUCAAUUAUUUUGUAAUAAAAAAUGAUUUGCCAAUGGAAGAUAAAUCUACCCAGUACAGUAAUACUAAUUUAAAAGGAGGAGAAUAUAUAAAUGAAAAAACUGAACUUAUUUCCACACACCAAACCAGGCCCUGCAGUGCAAACAAAGAAAAGCAUAUAUGCACAUCAGCCUUGCCGACGUAUUAUGCUGAGAUGAUCCCAAAAGUUAAUAGAAGCAGACCAUCAAGUCCAUUAGCAUACCUUCAUAGAAAAGAAAAUAGCUCAUACAACAGGUUAGAUAUAAUACAAGAUAACUGCAAACAUUCUAGAAGUCGAAAUUUGUCUUCAGAACAUCAAAUGAGACAAGAAACAUUUUAUGAUGUGAAUUAUAUGAAAAAUAAUAAAGUUGAUCACAGUGACAGUAAAACUUACAUCAAUAAUCGCAUAGAAGCAAGGCCAUGCAAAAUAGGGCAGACCUACUCAACGAGUUCUCAGAACAGCAAUACCCAAAAAGGGCUACCAUUAAAAAAACAAAAACAUAAAGCAAUAGAUGCUAUGUUUCGUGGAAUGAAAUCAGAGCCUGAAUCUAUUGAUAAGUCCCAAUUUCAUACCAAUAUAAACCAUGCGAUGAAGUAUCAGAAUUCAAUUACUGUUUUUCACGAUCAAGCUGUAACAUGCAAUAAUAAUUUUCCAAAUGUCCAUAAGACCCAUUCGCUUAGUGCUCAAAGUUACAACAUUAAAAAUAAACUAGAACUAAGGAAUAAACGUUUGGAUACGUUUUGUGAAACCAAAUCAGAACCUAAACCUAUCUAUAAUUCUCAAAAAAGAACAAAUGAAAACCAAGCGAUGAAACAUCCGAACUCAUUCCCUACAUUACAAAAACAAACUUCAACCUGCAAUAAUAGUUUUCCAAAUGCCCUCAAGGAAUAUCCAGUUCAAAAUAAAAAAAAUGAAAAGACAAGCAAAGCAUAUUAUGAAGCACUGAAUUAUACACAAUACUUAAUUCAAAAAUUGUCUGAUAAAAAUUCACAGAAAAACAUUGAUAAAGAGGAACAAAUAAAUUCCCGAAUGAAUUUGAUUUAUAGCGGAUGCAGGAGUGAGGAAAAAUUUACGCAGACAUUUAAAGCUGUCCCUGAAAAGAAAACCAAGAACUUAAUUUAUAAGGAAAAACUAACACAGACAAUCAAGUAAAAAUAAGCCGGUUUUAAUGAAAUGGUUUUAUUGUAGUUCAAAUUGUAAUGUUCCAUGAAGUUUAAAUGGGCAAAAUGCAUCUUCAGCUUUGAGAAGUGUAAUUAUAAUCCAAAAUUUCUGAAAAAUAAAUCAUUGUCCUUUAUCCUUGUCAUGAUAUUAUACCUUUCUAAAAUUCCUUUCAAUGUGUAUCAAGAAAUAAAUGUUUUCAAAAAUAUUUUUUUUUUUUUUAUCUA